Molecule: messenger RNA, 368 nt
Organism: Hirundo rustica (Barn swallow)
Lineage: Eukaryota; Metazoa; Chordata; Aves; Passeriformes; Hirundinidae
Product: transcription activator BRG1-like
Exons: 2
Source: RefSeq, a predicted model, not a curated record
GGCCGCUGUCGGCGGCGGCUCCGGGCGGGGCCCCCCAAAAGCUGCUGCCCCCGCCCCCCGCGGGCCGCCCCUCUCCGGUGCCUCCCGCCGUGCCCCCGGCUUCUCCCGGCCCGCCUCCGCCCUCGCCGGGGCAGCCGGCGCCGCCGGCGCUGCCGCUGCACGCCAAGCAGAACCGGAUCACGCCCAUCCAGAAACCCCGCGGCCUGGACCCCGUGGAGAUCCUGCAGGAGCGCGAGUACAGGCUCCAGGCCCGCAUCGCCCACCGCAUCCAGGAGCUGGAAAAUCUCCCCGGCUCCUUGGCCGGAGACCUGCGGACCAAAGCCACCAUCGAGCUCAAAGCUCUGCGCCUGCUCAACUUCCAGCGCCAG